This is a messenger RNA of Perca fluviatilis (European perch), 3277 nucleotides long. RefSeq lists its product as uncharacterized. The transcript is spliced from 10 exons. NCBI's taxonomy places the organism in Eukaryota, Metazoa, Chordata, Actinopteri, Perciformes, Percidae. Gene Ontology annotation, biological process: immune response; negative regulation of T cell proliferation; T cell costimulation. Bases 208 to 1158 code for a protein of 316 amino acids. Gene Ontology annotation, cellular component: external side of plasma membrane. The record is from RefSeq and is a predicted model, not a curated record.
CUUUUACUCAUACUGAAAGUGAAAGAAGGAACAGGGCUGGCUAACAAAACCGUCCAUGUCGAGUUAUGUAAGUUAAACGAUCAUUCUACCACCAAGAGACGUCGCCUUGUAGAGGAGCGUGUAAGAUGAGAGAUACAGGGUGACCUUCUCUCAAACAAAAGGACACAUGCAUGCAAGGUAUCUAUGGUUUUCACUCGGUAAACUAACAUGGCCUCAAUGGGUAUCCUCCUUUUUUUCACUGCCAUCUACAUCAGAACAGGAAAUACAAACGCAGGUUUUGUAAAUGUGGAAUGCCAGGCUGAAAAGGUGGGACAGUAUGGCCAGCAGUCACUGCUGCAGUGUGUUGUCAAAACCACACAAGACCUGGCAGACCUAGAAAUCCGGGUGGUCACUUGGACGAAGGAGGAUCGUCCCUUACUGGUUUUUCAUGAAGGGAAAAAUAAACCCCAGCCAGGCUAUUCUUUUGCUGAUCCAUCCUGGAAUGACAGAAACAUGAACGUAUCCCUGCUCAUCACCAACACUGCUGUAGAGCACGAGGGAGUUUAUAAAUGUACGGUGAUAACAGACAGCGGCGACGGCAAGGACAGCACCAGCCUUAAGGUCACAGCCAAAUACAACAAACCAACUAUCCACUCCAACCCUGAGACAGUACCUCUUAAUACAGAUGUUACCCUGAUGUGCAAUUCUGAUGGUGGCUACCCAAAAGGUCAACUUCGCUGGUUUGAUGAGAACAACACGGAGUGGACAAAAAGCUCUCAAAUGGAGGCGAAGCAGACAGAAAGUGGUCUGUUUAACCUCUCUAGCAAGCUGUCUUUGCUGAAAGGAUCCAUUUUCACCAAAUACACCUGCAAAGUGUUCAAUGCCAGUGGAGACAAAGAGGAAGAGGCCACAUUUGAAGUACAACAUGCCAGCACACUAGAGACACAGAAGGGAGUAGGGUCGGGUUCAGCCUCCAAAAUAGUCGCUCCUGUGGUGGUCAUCGGAUCUCUGAUCGUAGGGUUGCUGUUGGCGCUGCUGAUCUAUAGAAGGCGAUCUCAACAGGCGCGGAGACACUCCACAACACCCCUUAUGAGUGACCAUCGUGAGCUCCCUAUAUGCGAUUACGAUGACGGUGAUCAUCAGGAGAGGGAUAAAACAUGCCAAGUCAGCCCGGCCUGAGCUGCAGGAGACACUGCAUGUCACAUGACACAUGCUAAUGUACUGGCAACCUCUGAAAUCAACACUUCCUUGUUUGCUAAUCUCCACUCUAUCGUUUGUUUCCCUAUUACAAACGACUGCGUAUAUAACCAGGAAUAACUUGUACUACUGUGAUUAAUCCAAGGAACUGUAAGCCCUUCAUUCACUUCAACUUUCUAAGAAAACAAUCUUAAAUGAGAUCUAAAUCUGAAGAAAGAUCUCUGAUUUUGAAUCAGUGAUGAUGGACAACUAGAAGGCAGGGGGUCCUGUUCAGGCCAUGUGACCUUUAAACAUUGACAACCACAUCGGGAGCUCGGUGUAACAUCACCGAAAACCACCUUAGUGAAUUUAGGAGGGCAGCAGAUCUUUGAUAUGUUUUGGUUGUUGGAGAAAAUAUUUUGUUUAAUUGUGCCCACGCAGUAACUGUAGCAUUUUGUAGCUUGGCAGGAAUGGCCCUCCUUUUCACUUCCUCUUGUCGUAUUAUGUCAACGUUCUGAAGAAAGUGUUGCACAAAAGGAAGUCAUAUUAUUAGGAUAGUUAGGGAGUUAUAUGUGUAUUCCAUGAAAAUGUAACAAAAGACAAGAUAAGUAUAAUACUAUAUUUUUCUGUCAACUAAUCCCAUGAAAAGACCAAAAGCAGCAAUGUGCUAGCCCAUCUCAGGACUUUUUGUCUUUCCUACUGUCUAGGACGCUCAGAUCCAGGACCAUUCGUUGCUGCUGACGACGUUAAUUGUUAAAAUGGGUUCCAAGCAUUAUGUGCAGUUUAAUUUUUUUGAAAAGCUUCAGUAAUUUCCCUAAACAGCUGGGCGCUAGCUUUUACUGAAAGUUUCUCAGGACUAAUUAGUGUAUUUGUUUAGAGCUAUGCUCAGUCCCACACUAGUAGAAAUUUGUGGCACCAGGUGGGAUGGACUCAAAAUAAACAUAUUUAAGGAGUGAGCCAAAAGUUUAGACUAUCUUCUAGUCACUAAAUUAACAAGAUGACAUAUGUCAGAAUAUGUCAGACUCAACUCAGCAGGUGACACUGAAUGAUGAUUACAUUGUUUUGUGCAUUGUAUUUUGUUGUUUUUGCGAUCAUUCAUCAGUGGAGCAGUAGGCUGUGCCAGUUUUUAGGGCGUUGACCACACUGGAGGUCUGUGGCGCAGAGGAAUAAGCUAUACUGGAGUGGCUACAGGGGCAAUAAACAGUAUGUUAGUAGAUGAGUUCAGAGUUGGUAGAAAAUCAGAAAAAGGAUAGAUUAUCACCGGCCUUUUCUUUUUAAGGGUCCUUAUUCAGAAGUUUGUCAAGGUUUUAGAGCACUUAUUAUUUCCUGUUUUAAGACCAAUAAUAUCACCGAUUCUAACUUUAGUGUUAGCGUUCACUGUCUGAGAACCUUCAGCCCCCAGCACAUUUCAUAUCCUUAUUCUAACCACUGAGAAAUGUCAUGAGCUGGAUGCUGGUUGCACUUCUGUGCAUCACAUGAUCUUCACAUGUCACAUUGUAUAAAAGCCAAAAACACCUUUGUUUUCCUCUCCUCCUUGUGUUGUUUUCAAUGAAAACUGUGUUUAUGUAACUUCUGGCAGCCUUAUGCAACUUCAUUGUCAAAUCAGAUGGUCACCAUCUCAGGCAGCUUUUUGGUUUCCUUAUCUGCAUCUGAUACCAGCUCUUUCAUAGAAAUGGACGGUGGGCGUGAUUUCUAAUCUGCUCGAUAAUGGAACAUGCCAUAGACAUCAGCAAAAGUAAAUGAUUAAUCUUGGUUCUCUCACAUGAAGGUAUCAGCGUUAUUCAUUGACUUUGUGGAUGGAGAAAAACAACGCCAUUAAGCAUAUAAGGUUUUUGAUUUAUAAGUUUAUUUUGGAAAUUGAAAAAGAAAACAAACGUCCUCAAACAAAACUUGUGAGAGGCACAUGUGAGCACUGUUUUGUAGAUACUGUUUUUAUAAAUCUGUGAAAAUUGUUACUGUGUGUUUCUGUGAAUUUAUGUUUUUGAUCCAGUUUUUAAAAAUGAAACUGAAUGUCACUGGACUACAGCCAGGUAUAUUAUUAACUUGUUUUUAUGAAUAACAUACUCUGUUCAAAGUGAUCUGUGAUUGGUCCAUGUAAUAAAACACAUUUUGAAUUGAAAAA